AAUUGCACAGCGCAUGCGCAGCGCACCCUCAGCCGAACAGGGUCAGUGCUGUAAAGCUCGGGUUUGGGGCGUCAGGGCGACCUGGAGGAUGACAGAGGGCCCUGCUAGUUGGCUGUGACUGCCCAGCACAGCGGCAGCUAAGCCCCAUCCAUAGACCCAGAAUCCUGGCCGCCUCGAUGUUGUGACUCUUAAGUGGUGGUUCAGGAGGAGAACCGUCUUAUUCUAGGACUCAAUUCCUAGCCUGGCAGUGGUGGCACCCGCCUUUAAUCCCAGCACCUGGGAGGCAGAAGCAGCCGGAUUUCUGAGUUCGAGGCCAGAUUGAUCUACAGAAUUUAUUAUACAACUUUCUGCCUGUAUGUGUGCCUACAGGCCAGAAGAGGGCACCACAUCUCAUUAUAGAUGGUUAUGUGAUUGCUGGGAAUUGAACUCAGGACCUCUAGAAGAGCAGGCAGUUCUAGUAACCUCUGAGCCAUCUUUCCAGCCCCCAUAUUCCACUUCCUAACACAACUUCCUCACCAUUGGAGAAAGAUCACCAAGACCUGUAUUCUUUGUGGUUGUGAACAAAUUAUUUAGCCAGAUUGAGCCUCAGUUUUCCCAGCUAGAAAGUGGAACUAAUUAUUCAUAUCUACUGGGCUGUUCAUAAGCUAGGUAGUGUUAUCAUAUGAAGAAGACCAUGGCAGGAGAAGAGGACUAUAUGUCGGAUUCCUUCAUUAAUGUUCAAGAAGACGUCAGGCCUGGCGUGCCAAUGCUGAGGCAGAUCCGGGAAGCCCGUCGAAAAGAAGAAAAGCAACAGCAAGCUAAUCUGAGAAACAGGCAGAAGAGCAUAAAAGAAGAAGAACGGGAAAGGCGGGACACUGGGUUGAAGAAUGCACUUGGCUGUGAAAACAAAGGGUUCGCUUUGCUCCAAAAGAUGGGAUACAAGAGUGGGCAGGCUCUGGGCAAGAGCGGAGAUGGUAUUGUUGAACCAAUUCCUCUCAAUGUCAAAACAGGAAAAAGUGGCAUAGGUCACGAGUCAUUAUUAAAACGGAAAGCAGAGGAGAGGCUGGAAAACUACAGGAGAAAAAUUCACAUGAAGAACCAAAAUGAGGCAAACGCCACAGAGCAGUUUCGGAUGCGACUGAAGAGUAAGCAGGAGGAAAUGAGGCUUGAAGGAGACCUGAGAAGAAGCCGGCGAGCUUGCCAGCAACUGGAUGCCCAGAAGAAUAUUCAGGUUCCCAAGGAGGCAUGGUACUGGAUGAGGCCUGAAGAGGAGGCUGAGGAGGAAGAAGAGGAAAAGGAAGAACAGGAUGAGGAUGAGUGCCCAAGUGAAGAUUUGAGUGUGCCAGAAAAACUGCAGAUCCUCACUGGCUACCUGCGAGAGGAACACCUGUACUGCAUCUGGUGUGGGACAGCCUACGAAGAUAAAGAAGACUUAUCUUCGAAUUGUCCAGGACCAACCUCUGCAGAUCAUGACUGAGACUGUUCCCAAUAAAGUAAAAUUGUUUAUGUGUGUGGAGAAAGAA
Apodemus sylvaticus (European woodmouse) is the source of this 1502-nucleotide messenger RNA. RefSeq names its product G-patch domain containing 11 (gene Gpatch11). The record is from RefSeq and is a predicted model, not a curated record. NCBI's taxonomy places the organism in Eukaryota, Metazoa, Chordata, Mammalia, Rodentia, Muridae. The transcript is spliced from 13 exons. Bases 662 to 1456 code for a protein of 264 amino acids. Gene Ontology annotation, molecular function: nucleic acid binding. Gene Ontology annotation, cellular component: kinetochore.